CUUAACCAAUCAGAUGAUAUCGGAAAAUCCGACCAUGUCUUGGGAAAAAGAAGAAAUGACGAUGAGGAAGGUAGUUAUCAAGAAGGAUAUACAACUCCUCCUAACAUUGAUGAGGAUAACACAUCAGAUAUACCAGACAUGCCAGACAUAUCGGAAGAGAUCGAUGGUGGUGAUCAGUCUUCAGGUACUAUUUAUAACGAUCCAAGAGAUGUUUCACUAUCUUUGAUUUCUAUUAUGGAAGAAUAUUUUGUCAAUGUGGAAUAUCAUAAAGAACUAGACUCGAUCUUUGAUUACUUGUUUGGACAACAAAAAGGAAGGAGAUCGACAAUUAAAAAUAUUCAUCAAGCUCGCACCCAGUGGAAAAAUUUAAGAAAUAUUGAACCUCCUGAGUAUAAGGAAGAAUUUUCAUAUGAUAAAGAUGACUGGGAGAAGAUUUUAUGGUGGAUAGAGUGGGCUGUGGGACGAUU
Molecule: messenger RNA, 467 nt
Organism: Funneliformis geosporum
Lineage: Eukaryota; Fungi; Glomeromycota; Glomeromycetes; Glomerales; Glomeraceae
Source: the annotation of a GenBank genome assembly